Molecule: messenger RNA, 3639 nt
Organism: Closterium sp. NIES-65
Lineage: Eukaryota; Viridiplantae; Streptophyta; Zygnematophyceae; Desmidiales; Closteriaceae
Source: the annotation of a GenBank genome assembly
AUGCAGCAGCUGCGGAAUUAUUUCGACCAAUUCACCCGUUCAGAACCAGCAAUGGAUCCGCAGGCACUCAGACCGAAGGUAAAAUCCGCAGAGAUUAGAUUGAGAGAAGCUCUGGACCACACAAGCCUGCAGCAGCCUGUGGCGCUGCUUGACUUGCAGCACAUACUCGUUCAGCUGCAGACCUGCAGUGACGUGGAGCUGACGUCAUCUGGCGUGACACAGCUGAGGCGCGCCCUAGAUUCCUUCUUCAGCGAUGCUCAACAAUCACCUGACGUUUCACCUGAGGCUUUUGCAGCGAUGAAAGAUCUGGCUGAUCUGGUAGGCCCAUUGAAAUCCGACGCCACUCUUCCCACUGCCGCUGCCUCCUUCCUCCAGCAGACCACCCGGCUGCUGAGCAACAGCAUCGCCUCUUCCAACCUCGAGAAACGGCUAGCUGAGCUUCAGAAACGGCUGGGGGAAAUUGUCGAGUCUAGACAGGGUGUAGCGACGCCAGGAGUGGCUGAGCUGUACGAGCAGCUGAUUGGUGUGAUUCUGCAGACACAGGACGUGGCGAGCCUUGCCAAGGAGUAUAACUGGGAUUUUGACACGUAUCUGUAUGAUGACCUGCCAGCUGCCAUGCAGUAUGUGCGGAAAUGGUCCCGGCCGCAUGAUGGGAAGAUCCUGGCCGUUGGUCAUUCCAUGGGAGGGAUUCUGCUGUACUCGCGAAUGGCUGCUCUCGGUCCAGAUGCGGGUCUGUUGGGGGUGGUGACGGUGGCAUCGUCACUCGAAUACUGGAUGGCCAACUCCAGCUUGAAGCUGCUACGCCCACUCUCUGGCCCUGCGCGGGCGCUCAACUUCCCAGUCAUCCCGGUGGCAGUGCUGGCGCGAGCAGCGCUACCUCUCAUGACCCAGCCGCCCUUCACACUGGCGUGGGUGGCGCACCAGGUGUCAGCCCGUGAUGCCAUGGACCCUCAGCUCUUUCAAAAGCUCAUGCAGCACAACUUCUGCACCAUCCCCGUGAAGCUCCUGCUGCAAAUGGAGUCCAUCUUCACGCCAGGCGGGCUGCGCAGUCGCAGCGGGUCAAUCUCGUAUCUCAAGGGGCUGAGGGACUGCUACACGCCCGUGCUCGCCCUUGCUGGCGACUCCGACGGUGUCUGCCCACCCCUCCUUGUUACGGAAACUCUGAAGGCCAUCCCAUCUUCCAACGUUGAGUACCGGUUGUUUGGAGGGUCGGACAACCGUCGCUACGGGCACUACGACAUGCUAGUGGGCAAACAUGCACCAGAGGAAGUGUACCCACCCGCUUCCGGUCCAUCCUUCGCUCUGUUGCGCCUGCUCCAUCACAAGAGGACCAGCGCUAUCGUGCUUCUUAGGUUUCGGGUUAGAAAGGCACUGUUGCAGCCGCCUUGUCCCUGCCGGAGUGACAAGCCUUCCCACUUGACCGGCGAAGGCAACGCCAGCUCUACAGGACCGGGGGCGAUGCCGCCAAGGCCAGUAGACACAGCCUCUGCAGCUCCACCAGCACCGCUUGCCAUGGCAUCUCAAGCCCCAGCAGCACCAACAGCCACAGCUGCUGCUCCCACCGCGCCAGACAGCAUUCCCAGGCCUCCUCCAAAGCCGUAUGAGUCUGCUGCCGCACCAGGAAGCAGCCCUGCCAGCGUUUCCGAGCCUUUCGUCCCGAAGCAGCCGGUUCGGGAGGACAUGGUUCGGCAGGCCGUGAGCUUCCUCUCCAACCCUAAGGUCCGGAGCUCCCCGGUUCGGUUCCGCCGAGCCUUUCUGGAGCGCAAGGGCAUGUCAGCUGAGGAGAUUGAUGAAGCCUUCAGACGCUGCCCUGACCCCUCAACAGGGUCAGAGGACGUGGAGGUGGUCUCGUCUUCCCAGCCCCUGCCUGCUGCUCGCAAGACCCCUGCUCCCACCACCGCUGCUGCUGCAGAGCCACCUGCCGCUGCCGCUCCCCCUCCUCCUGCUGCUGCUGCUGUUGCUCCUGGUCCGCAGCAGCAGGCACAGGCGCAGCAGGCGUUUUCAUGGUCCAAGCUGGCAGUGGCUCUGGCUGUUGUGGGGGCGGGCACUGCCGGAACAGCUGCCGUUGCAAAGCGCCGAGGCAAACAGGCAGCGAAAAAGAGCAGCAAGGGGAAGAAGGCGAGCAGGCGGCAAGGGCAGGGUACUGAUCCAGACAAGCCUGAGGAGGAACGGGAGGAUGGGAAGGAGGAGGUAGAGGCAGAGGAGGAGGGGAGCAGUGACAGCAGCAGCAGCUCCAGCAGUCGCAGUGAGUCAGAGAGCGAGUCAGAGACAGGGGAUUCAGAGAGCGAAGAGGAGAGGGGGAAGGGGAGGAGGGGGAAAGGAAGGCACAGUAGAGGGAGGAAAGGGAGGAGGGGAGGCAGGAGGGGGGGAGGCAGCAAGGAUGGGUCCCAGGCGGCGUUGCUGCGGGCAUUGGAAGCCAUGACUGCAGAGGUGCAGCAGCUCAAGGCCGCCAACGCUGCUGGUGCUGCCGGUGCCGGUCCCUAUUCCGCCCAGCCGUGGCGACCGUCUAGUGCCCCCGCGCCCUCUUCCCCCUCUGCUGCUCUGGGCGCCGGUGGCAGUAGCACUGCCACUCCUGGUGCGCCUGGUGUCGGAUCAGCUAAUGCAGGGGCAUCUAACGGCCCUCCCCAUCCCAAGUCCUUUUACGAGGUGAUGGAAAUGGUGAAGCGGGGAGAAACGCCUCCAGGAAUCAAGGACAUCAACGACAAGCCCCCCAAUCCCGAGCAGCCCCCUACAGACUCCCGCCUGACGCGCCCUCUCAAGCCAUACCCUUACGGACCUAGUCAGCCUUACACAGCCAGCCAGCCGUACCAAACCAGUGCCCCAUACACGAGCAACCAGUCGUACCAAGCCAAGCAGCCUUACCAAACCAACCAGCCAUACCAGCAGCAGCAGCAGCAGCAGCAGCAGUUUGGGCACCCGUCUGCUUACAACCAGGGUGCCAUGGGUUCAGCUUAUGGGGCUACUAACGGGGGUGACUAUAACGGAGGGAUGGGCUAUGCUGGUGUGAGUGGUGGUGCUGGUAACGGCUCUGUGGAUGAGGCUCCCUGGUCCCGCCGCCCGCCUGCCACGUCAUCAUCAGCUGCUGCUGCUGACUCAGCAGCCGCAGCUGCUGCCUCUGGAAUGUUCUCCAAUUCUCCCUGUGGAGAAGCAUCAGGGGGUGCAGCCGUGGAGACAGAAGUGGGAGCAACAGUGGGUAUCUCAGGUGGCUCAUCAGGUGUCCCAUCAGGUGUCCCAUCAGGUGUCCCAUCAGGUGGACCAUCAGGGGACGCAUCAGGUGGAGGGGGGUGGAGGCCACCAGCACUUCUGAAGCCGGUGCUGCCAGAAGCAGCCACAGCCAUCCGCCAGUGGCCUGCUGCUAGAGCACCCAACUACUGGGGCGGCGCUUCCGCCUCCUCCCCUGCUGACGCCCCCGCUGCUGAUUCCCUUGCUGCUGAUGGUACCACUGCAUGUGCUGCAGUAGAGGCUGCUGCACCGUCUGUAAUGGCUCCUCCUGCGGCUACAGCAUCAGUGAUUGAUGUUCCCCCUGGGCCUGCUUUGGUGCUGGGAGGGAUGCAAUCCAGCAAUGGCAUUGGUGAGGUGGAGGUGGGUGGGAGUGCAGCAGCAGCAUCCGACGGAGUGAAUGCAGCGCCAGAGGUGUAG